This is a messenger RNA of Arctia plantaginis, 564 nucleotides long. The record is from the annotation of a GenBank genome assembly. NCBI's taxonomy places the organism in Eukaryota, Metazoa, Arthropoda, Insecta, Lepidoptera, Erebidae.
AUGUCUGCAAAGAACCUGUUUUUAAACUCUGGUUUUGUACGAGCACCCUUACAGAAUGGAGUGGGACGAUACGUGUGUCAGUUGCAAAGAAUUGUGUUAAAAUUCUGCAAAAGUCACGGAGGCAGUCGCGGAAUGCGAGAUUUCAUAGAACAAGACUUAGUUGAUUUUGCAAAGCAUCACCCAGGGGUGGUGGUAUAUUUGAAGCCUCGAAGACAUCGUUCUCCUGUCAUCGUUGGGGAAUAUUUAAACGGCGAUCGCGUUUGGAUGAAUGUACAUAACAAAACGCAUGAAGAAAUAACAAAAUGGAUAGAAGUUCUGCAUACACAGCAAGGAGAUAUAGCCUCAGUGCGUCUCCGUAAAUAUCAGUACACCGAUCAUCCUUCAAUCCAGGGUCCCUGGACACCAUUCACAUUUAAGGACCCAGAAUUGAACACUGCAGAGCUCCCAUCUUCUAAAUUUGGUGCAAAUAAUAGAUUGCCUAUGUCUGCAACGGAACAAUUGCGGUUGAUGUUUGAAAAGCAAAAGAUAUCAACUAAGACGGAGGAUUUAAAGAUUGCUGAAUAG